AUGUCUCGCCCUAUUGAGCCAUUGAAAGAGAUCAAUGAUUCAAAAGAUUUGUGGAAGAUCGCUGUUAGAUGCAAACAUCUAUGGACUGUCACAAGUUCUUUAAACAAAGAACACAUGGAGAUGGUUUUGGUUGAUUCUAAGCGUGAUAUGAUUCAGGCUGUUGUCCCUGCUUAUUUGCUUUCCAAAUUCAAAUCUCAAAUUGAAACAGGAAACUCUUAUAUCAUGCAAAAUUUUAAAGUUGGGAGGAAUGAUUUUGCUUUUAAGUCGACAAAUCAUACGCACAAAUUGUUGAAGGAAGAUUUGAUUGGAGGAAUCACUGAUAUCACUCAAACCCAAGUUAACGGUGACAACAACAAGAACAGAAUAGUUUUUUCAAUUGUAGAUGCCAGCAAAACAGUUGUACAAUGUACUCUUUGGGGCCAACUUGCAGUUCAGAUAUAUGAGUAUUAUAAGAAUAAUAAGCAAGCAUCAAAUAUUGUCAUUGUUCUAAUCAAUGCAAGGGUUAAAGAGGCUCAAGGAGGAUUUCCAGUUAGUGUUUCCAACACAUGGAAUGGAACGAAACUGUUGAUUAAUGACCUUGCUAUUGAGGAAGUCAAGAGUCUAAAAGAAAGACUUGGUGUUGAUUUGCCUUUGUUAUCAUCUUCAAGUGUACAAGUUGAGACGACGCAAAACUCAUUUUAUUCUGACUAUGACAAAUUUGAAACAACCUGUGUUACCGUUGCUACCCUCGAUAAGUUUGAUGCUGGGCAAAUGGGGUGGUACUAUGAUGGAUGUGUGGAAUGUACAAGGAGUGUGACUGCCAAGGAUGGAAAGCUGAAGUGUUUUAAGGAUCAUAUUAGCCCAGAACCUGUGCCACGGUAUAAGCUUGAUAUAACAGCUGUUGACGGCAGUUCGAAGGCAAAGUUCGUCUUUUGGGACACAGACUGCGUGAAGUUAAUUGGGAAGUCUGCUCUUCAAAUGAAGAUGGAUUUAACACAGUCUGUUGAUUACGAUCCACUUGAGUUCCCUUACGAACUUGACUCCAUAUUGGCAAAAGAAUUGGCAAUUAGAGCUGUUUAUCAGCCUAAAAAUGGGAGACUUUCUGUCAUUGGCUUCAAGACUGAUGAAGAUGUGCGUAAUAAAAUUAAGGAGAGUUUCAAAUUUGAAGAGGAACCUCUAUCUGCAUCUGCAGAAAAUGAUCUGAGCAUUGAAAAUUCAGGACUCACUCCAUGUAAGAGACUUAUGAAUGAUGCAGUAGAAGAUAAUGAUAGUGUACAACAAUCAUCAACAAAGAUGGCCAAAGAUAUUAAACAGGAGAAAUAG
Messenger RNA from Vicia villosa (hairy vetch), 1302 nucleotides. RefSeq lists its product as uncharacterized. The coding region runs from base 1 to 1302 and encodes 433 amino acids. Gene Ontology annotation, cellular component: nucleus. Gene Ontology annotation, biological process: DNA recombination; DNA repair; DNA replication. The record is from RefSeq and is a predicted model, not a curated record. The transcript is spliced from 10 exons. Gene Ontology annotation, molecular function: DNA binding. Lineage: Eukaryota; Viridiplantae; Streptophyta; Magnoliopsida; Fabales; Fabaceae.